Molecule: messenger RNA, 2611 nt
Organism: Pogona vitticeps (central bearded dragon)
Lineage: Eukaryota; Metazoa; Chordata; Lepidosauria; Squamata; Agamidae
Source: RefSeq, a predicted model, not a curated record
AUGGGCUUCGGGCUCCAGCUGGGGUGCCCUGAAGGCCACAGCGCCCUGCUGCAGCUGCAGGAAGCCGAGCUGCGCCUGCUGGAGGGGCUGCGCAAGUGGAUGGGGCAGCGAGCCAAGAGCGACCGGGAGUAUGCGGCAAUGUUACACCAGAUGCUCUGCUUGGCAGAGAAGCAGGAGAGCAACGCGCAGCCAAGAAGCAGCCAGAUCAGCCAGUGCACUUUUGUCCUUUGCGUUGUGGCCACUCAAAGCAAGGCAACUCUGUCUCCUGGUCUCUCAACACUCAAGAACAAAGUUCUCCAGCUGAAAGCCACAGCUGGCAUCUUUGUGGUCCUCCCUCCCCGGGCUCUCUUCGCAGAAAAAGAACGCGAGAAGGCCAAAGACAGAUAUGUCCGGAGCCUCUGGAAACUCUAUUCCCUCCACAACCAGUAUGUGUUGGCGCUCAAGGCGGCCGAGGUGCAACAUUUGGCCCACUAUCAGAGGACCCUGCCAGGCAUGUUGGAGUCCUUGCACUGCCUGCUUGAGGAGAUGGCCUACCUCACAAAGGUGACCUUCCAGGAAUAUGCCAGCAUCACCAGCCUGGUGCAGGAGGAGAUGGUGACCGUGCAUCAAGCCAUGGGCAGAGCCAUCGAGCGCCUCCAACCGGCCACGGAAUACCAAGGCUUCAUUCCUCUGUGCAGGUGCGGAGGAGAAUCCCCGGCUGUGGUCACUUUUGACGAGAGUCUGCUGGAGGAGAUAGAGAACGAAGGCCUGAAAGCAGGAGAGCUCCAGCUGAAUGAGCUGACCUUGGAGAGCAUGCAGCACACCCUGACUACACUCGAGGAGGAGCUGAUCAGUGCCACGGAGAGCACACACGCCCAUCUACAGCGGGUUGAGGUUCUGAAGGAUGAAAUCCGGAAGGAAGAAGCAGUGGGCAUGCCUGGAGAACGCAUCCAGCUGCUGGGGAAACGCCAGGCCUUGCACGAAGCCCAGCACCUCUGCCACCUGGCCCAAGGCACUCAGGAGAAGCUGCAGGCCCAGCGGGAUUUGCUGUGGCACAAGCUGGACGCGCUGGGAGCUCAAGACCCACCACCCGCCCCGGCCCUGCAGGACGACAGCCAGUCCCUGUCUUCUGGGGAGCAGGAACGCGAGGGAGGUCGGACCCCAGCCUUGGAGGUCUUGAAGCAGCAUUUCAUUGUCAUCUUCCGUCCGCGGGUCACGCUGCCGCCCCCCGUCACCCUCCUGCCUGAGGUGCAGAAGCCGCUGGGCCAGCAAAGCUGGUAUCACGGCGCCAUUCCCCGCGCGGAGGUCCAGCAGCUGCUGCAGAGCGACGGAGACUUCCUGGUGCGCGAGAGCCAGGGCAAGCAAGAGUACGUCCUCUCCGUCCUGUGGGACCAGCAGCCUCGCCAUUUCAUCCUUCAAGCGGCGGACAACCUAUAUCGUUUGGAAGGGGAAGCUUUCCCCACCAUCCCACUGUUGAUCGACCAUUUCGUGAAGACCAAGCAGCCCAUCACUAAGAAGAGUGGCAUCAUCUUGGCAAAGCCCAUUGAGAAGGACAAAUGGGUGCUGGACCACGAGGAUGUUCUGCUGGGGGAACGUAUAGGGCAGGGCAACUUUGGAGAGGUAUUCAGUGGUCGCCUGCGUUAUGACAACACUCCUGUGGCUGUCAAGUCCUGCCGUGAAACUCUCCCUCCAGAACUGAAGGCCAGAUUCCUCCAGGAAGCCAGAAUCCUGAAGCAAUACAAUCACCCCAAUAUUGUCCGACUCAUUGGUGUCUGCACCCAGAAGCACCCCAUUUACAUUGUCAUGGAGCUAGUUCAGGGGGGUGAUUUCUUGACCUUCCUACGGAAUGAGGGAUCUCGGCUCAAAGUCAAGGAGCUUCUGCAAAUGAUAGGAAAUGCUGCUGCUGGGAUGGAAUAUCUUGCAAGCAAGCGCUGCAUCCACCGGGACCUCGCAGCCCGGAACUGUCUGGUGACAGAGAAGAACACGCUGAAGAUCAGUGACUUUGGGAUGUCACGAGAACAGGAAGAUGGCAUUUACUCCUCCACGGGUGGCAUGAAGCAGAUCCCUGUAAAGUGGACAGCGCCAGAGGCCCUGAACUACGGCAGGUACUCCUCAGAAAGCGAUGUCUGGAGUUUUGGGAUCCUGAUGUGGGAAGCCUUCAGCCUCGGAGCUACUCCAUAUCCUAACAUGAGCAACCAGCAGACCCGUGAGGCUGUGGAAAAGGGAACCCGUAUGCAUGCUCCAGCACAAUGCCCUGAGGAAGUGUACCAGCUCAUGCUGUGGUGCUGGGAAUAUGAGCCACAGAACCGGCCAAACUUCAGCACCCUACACCAACAGCUGGUUGCCAUUCAGAAGAGGCAAUAGGGAGGGCCCUGUUGCUGGGACAUCAGAGUGACAGAAGGCAGAAUGUUGUGUGCCCCACCAAAGCCAGGCCAGAGGCGCCUUCUCACCUGAUUAGGACUGCAUCUUCAAACUCCUCCAUCUUCUUUGCUCUUGACUCAUCUUUCACGUGGACGUUGUCCCUUACCAUUCUUGGUACCCUGAAGAACCCCCCCUUAUAUGGCAGCCUAGACUUUGACUAUAUCAGUUCCUCUUUGCAGCUGAAAAACACUAUAAUAAAGGGUCAAAUAUG